AUGGAGGCGCCGCCGCAGAUCCGCCAAACCCUAAGCGAGAUCAGCAGCCGGACCCCCGCGGCCCUCCGGAUCGCCGUGGGCAUCCGCCUCGGGAGCCUGCCGCCCUCCGCCGCCGCCGGCCGCGAGGACGUCGCGAGGUACGCCGCCUCCCUGGCGCGGCAGCUGCAGCCGCGCGCGCGGCGGAGUAGCCCCCCCACGGGCGCGGCCUUGAGGAUGAGCGCCGCGUCGUGCUACUUGCCGGAGCACGACGAGGACGCGCACUUCUUCCACGCCGUGGCCGGCGUCAUCGGCGUGGCGGACGGCGUCGGGGGGUGCCGCUUGGAGGGCUUGGACGCCGCCGCGUUCUCGCGCGGGCUCAUGGCGAGCGCGCUGUCGGAGGUCGUGGCGUCCUCCGCCGCCGCGCCGCCGCCGCCGGGCGGCAUCUGCCCCUACGCGCUGCUGGAGAAGGCGUACCAGCAGACCGCCGCGUCCGGCACGCCGGCGGCGUCCACGGCCGUCAUCGUGUCGCUCGCCGGCAGGUCCCUCAGGUGGGCGUACGUCGGCGACAGCGGCUUCGCCGUGUUCCGCGACGGCCGGAUCCUGCACCGGUCGCAGCCGCAGCAGUCCUAUUUCAACUGCCCGUUCCAGCUCAGCUCCGACUCCGAGGACAGCAACAAGGUCAGCGAGGCGGCAGUGGGCGAGAUCGCAGUGGAGGAAGGCGACGUGGUGGUGGUCGCGUCCGACGGGCUCUUCGACAACGUGUUCGACGCGAUGCUGGAGAAGAUCGUGCAGUCGGGCCUGGCGCUCAGCUUCACGCCGAAAAACAUGGCUGACAUCAUCGCCAGCCAAGCUUACGCGGCGGCAAGGCGUACCCAGGACACGCCGUUCAGCAUUGCCGCCCGGGGACACGGACGGAAUAAAAUCGGAGGGAAGAAGGACGACACCACCGUCGUAGUCGCCUUCAUCGAGUCUCGGGACAUAGCAUGAUCUUACCAUAGCUACCUAGUGAUGCAGUGACGAGUUAGCAUGGUCUUGUCAUAGGUAGUGAUGUCUGUUAUUACAUCAGGAGUUGGUAACUUCGUAUGGUCUUACUACCAUGGGAGUUAGCAUGAUCUUACCGAAGCUACAGUGUGUCAUCACAUUCCUUGGUUAAAUCAAUUAUAUUAUUCUUUCUUA
Messenger RNA from Aegilops tauschii subsp. strangulata, 1155 nucleotides. RefSeq names its product putative protein phosphatase 2C 24. The record is from RefSeq and is a predicted model, not a curated record. Gene Ontology annotation, molecular function: protein serine/threonine phosphatase activity. Gene Ontology annotation, biological process: protein dephosphorylation. Lineage: Eukaryota; Viridiplantae; Streptophyta; Magnoliopsida; Poales; Poaceae.